AUGUCCGGCCGUUUUGUUCGUUCCUCCAAAUAUCGCCACGUCUUUGGGCGAUCGACGAGAAAGGAUCAAUGUUACGAUAACCUUCGAGUCUCCCGAAAUGCCUGGGAUACCAAUCUCCUCAAGGUCAACCCGAAGCACAUCGCCGUCAAUUGGGAAGCAGGUGGUGGUGGAGCCUUCGCGAUUAUCCCUCUCGAGGAACGAGGCAAGCUGCCCGAGCGCAUCCCAUUGUGUCGCGGCCACACUGCCGUCGUUUUGGACACCGACUGGAAUCCUUUCAAUGACGACUUGAUUGCCUCGGGAUCUGAUGACGGAAAGGUGCUCCUCUGGCGAGUCCCCGAGAACUUCACGGUGCGGCCUGAUGUCAACUCCGACGACAUCCAAGAUCUCGCGCCUAUUGGCAAAUUGAGUGGUCACCCUAAGAAGAUCGGCCACGUGCUCUUCAACCCCGCGGCAGAGAACGUGCUGGCCACGGCCUCGGGCGAUUAUACCGUCAAGAUCUGGGAUAUCGAAGCUGGCGCACCGAAGCUUACGCUGAACAUCGGCGACAUUGUGCAGUCGCAAUCGUGGUCUGCCAACGGCUCCCUAUUGGUCACCACCUCGCGUGACAAGAAGCUCCGCAUCUGGGAUGUGCGACAGGAGCGUCCGGCACACGAGACCAAUGGCCACACCGGUGCCAAGAACAGCCGAGCUGUAUGGUUGGGAGAGCGGGAUCGCAUUGCGACUACCGGUUUCUCCAAGAUGAGCGACCGCCAGCUGGCGCUGUGGGAUAUCCGUGCCGUGCGGGAACCCGUCAAUGGUUUCAAGACCUUGGAUUCCAUCUCUGGUGUUUGCAUGCCUUUCUGGGACGAGGGAACUAGCUGCCUGUUCUUGGCUGGACGAGGUGACGGCAACAUCCGAUACUUUGAGCUUGAGAAUGACAAGUUCGAGUUCCUCUCCGAGCACAAGUCUGCAGACCCCCAGCGCGGCGUUGCCUUCAUGCCCAAGCGUGGCGUGAACAUGCACGAGAACGAAGUUGCUCGUGCCUACAAGACCGUCAAUGAUCAAUACAUCGAACCCGUUUCCUUCAUCGUCCCCCGGCGCUCUGAGACCUUCCAGGACGACAUCUAUCCGCCGACCACCGGUCUCGCCCCAGCCAUGUCCUCAUCCGAAUGGCUGAAUGGCAAGGAGGCUCUUCCUCCCAAGAUCUCCAUGGCCAGCCUCUUCGAGGGCGAGGGUAUCAAGGAGGUGACAGGAGUGGAGGACAGGCCGACUGGUUCCAUCGAUGCCCCUGCGCCCAAAGCCGAGGAGGUACCCAAGCCAGUCGAGGCUCCCAAGGAGACUCCUAAGCCUACUCCCUCCAAGGCUGCCCCCGAACCCGUCGCAGAACCCACCCCUAUUGCGCGCCCCGCCCCAUCGAUGAAGGAGCAGGGAGCUUCAAUGGCCGCCAUGGUGAACAAGUUCGCCGAUGGUGAAGAGGAGGCCAGCGCGUCAGACGAUGACGAUUCGAGCUUCGAGGAGGUUCCCAAGCCCGUCGAGCGUCCCACUCGAUCUGUCCCGGCGGAACAACCCUCUCCCAAAGUCAGCAGUCCCAUAAGGCCAAAGGAGGUUGAGGCCAAGCCUCAGCCUACUGUGACUUCCUCUAUUGCCCCCUCUCCCGCUACCGGAUCCGCUUCACCACCCACUUCCAUUCCUAAGAGCGACAUCGACGAGAUCAAGAGCCUGAUCGCUGAGCAGACCAAGACCAUUGCAUCUCAGGCCCAGCAAAUGCAAACGCUGACCGCUGAGAUCGAGGCAUUAAAAGCCAAGCUGAAUUAG
Molecule: messenger RNA, 1794 nt
Organism: Penicillium bovifimosum
Lineage: Eukaryota; Fungi; Ascomycota; Eurotiomycetes; Eurotiales; Aspergillaceae
Product: coronin
Exons: 9
Coding region: 1-1794 (597 amino acids)
Biological process (GO): actin filament organization
Molecular function (GO): actin filament binding
Source: RefSeq, a predicted model, not a curated record